AGAAGCACGUGGGUACAGACUCGUCAAAAUGGUUCGAAAACUGAAGUUUCACGAGAGGAAACUGCUGAAAAAAGUCGAUUUUAUAUCAUGGGAGGUAGACAACAAUCUUCACGAGGUCAAAGUUAUGAGGAAAUACUUCAUACAACGACGGGAAGACUACACAAAGUACAAUAAACUUUCAAGACAGAUUCGAGAGAUAGCCAGGAAAGUGAAGGAAUUGAAUGUGAAAGACCCGUUCAGAUCGGACGCUACCUCCCAGAUGUUGGAGAAGCUUCACAGCAUGGGCCUGAUUCCUACCAAGAGAAGUUUGGAGUUAGCCGACAAAGUCAACGCCUCUGCAUUUUGCAGACGACGACUUCCUGUCAUCAUGGUAAGAAACCACAUGGCAGAAAACUUAAAAGCUGCCACGACGUUCGUGGAACAAGGCCAUGUCCGUGUAGGCCCUGAAGCAGUCAUGGAUCCAGCUUUCCUCGUCACAAGAAAUAUGGAGGACUUUAUUACCUGGACAGAUACAUCUGCCAUCAGGAAGCACGUGUUGGAGUACAAUGAUUUGAGAGACGAUUUUGAUCUGAUGUCAUGAUACAAGCUCUUUAGAACUAAGAUUAAGACCUUCAUGCAGUGGGAGAGAUAUUUGUGCAGCAUAGAAAGAUGGUGGACAUAAAAUCCCUUCUGCCCAUGAGAACAAAACAGAAGCAUGUUCUGAUGAUGCCAGUCCGCAAAGAUCAUACAUUUCUUGGACACUACAUGCAGUGUUACAGAGUGGACAAAAAGCAGAAUCUACAUGGGAGUGACUUCUUUGCACUUUGGCUUCUUUCUGCUGUAUUGCCGCCAUUAUCUUUACAAGUUUCAGUUACAGUGGUGAAUUAAGAAAGUGGUGAAAAGGUCCUUCUUUGCCCUUAAAGUUACAUGUACAUAAGUAUUGGGCUAUUUUUCAAUUUUGACAUAAAUGCAGAAAUCAAAGGUGUAAUAUAGAAGGAGGCUCUCUUGACAACAUUUUUAUGGCACACGUCAACUCAAAACAAGUUCAUAUUUUGUGACUUUGAGGUGAAUGUUCUAGACAUGACCCACAUUCUACAUGGAACAUUCUUCUGAACAGUAUGCAACUACUAAGAAGUAAUUAAAUUUCGUUUGGCGUAUAAACUUGAACUUCAGAAUCACUUAUAUCAUUCUAUUUGUGUGUGGUUAUGUUGAAUGGUAGGCAUUAAACAACAAUAAAAUCACAAAAUUUGGAAGAGUACAAUUGAGAUAUAUACAUAUAAAGAGUGUGGGUUCUCUGUAGACUUUUUCUGAAAGUCAAAAAUGAUACUGUAUACAAUAUUACCCUUUGAAUAAAUUUCACCUGUGUUUCACAUGAACAUGUUUGUGAUAAGACUUUUCAGGAUAUUUUAGAACAGGUUAAGAAUAAAAUACAUGUAGCUGUUUAAUGGUUAGAUUGUUCAUCUGGCUCACUGGAGGUUCAGGUUCAAACCCAGUCUUGAUUGUAUAAAACAUGUUUGUGGUUUCUUUGCCAGUUAUUUAAGCGUUAAGACAGUAUAAUGACUGGUCAUUGUCACUAAGCUGUGACUGGUUGAGGUGUCCGGUUGAGAGUGUUUUCACAGGAAGAAUUUAUUUAUGUAUUCCUUUGGUGUCUAAUGCGGUACUGAAGAAUUAUUCACAUAUACGAUGGUGGCCAAAUUUAAAGG
Liolophura sinensis is the source of this 1682-nucleotide messenger RNA. Its product is annotated as U3 small nucleolar ribonucleoprotein protein IMP3-like. Lineage: Eukaryota; Metazoa; Mollusca; Polyplacophora; Chitonida; Chitonidae. The record is from RefSeq and is a predicted model, not a curated record. Gene Ontology annotation, biological process: ribosomal small subunit biogenesis; rRNA processing. The transcript is spliced from 7 exons. The coding region runs from base 29 to 580 and encodes 183 amino acids. Gene Ontology annotation, cellular component: small-subunit processome; Mpp10 complex. Gene Ontology annotation, molecular function: rRNA binding; snoRNA binding.